AUGGCUUUACAUGUGAAGAUUCUUAGCCACUCCCCUAACCUUUUACCAUCUUAUGUGCCUAUUGUUGUACAGAAUGAGGAGGAGGAGGAAUCUGUAUGGGCAUCUGCACUUAGCUGUUUGCUUUAUUUUGUAUGUGAUAGAGGAAGGAUCUGGAGAAAUCGAUUGCAAGGUCUUGAUAUAAGGGUGAUCAAGGCACUUAUAGAAAUCAGCUGGAAGAAUUCUUGGGCAGAAUUAGUUCAUUGUAAGCUUAUUUCUUUGUUAACCAACAUGUUUUAUCAGGUUCCUGAUGAAGCCACUGAUGCUGUACCGAGCACGCCUAAGUUUCUUGUGGAUCAGCUUGAUCUGAUUGGAGGAGUUCAAUUUAUUUUAAUUGGGUAUUCCCUUGCAAACUCAAGUGAAGAGAGGAGAAAUUUGUAUUCGGUGCUUUUUGACUAUGUUCUUCAUCAAAUAAAUGAAACAUGUAUAGCUACAGGAGUCAACGAAUAUAGUGAUGAUGAGAUUCAACCUCUUGCUGUGUUGCUUGCUCAAACUAAUGCAGCCGAGGCAUUUUAUAUAUCUGUUAAACUAGGGGUAGAAGGCAUUGGUGAAAUUUUGAGAAGGUCAAUAGCAUCUGCGCUGUCCAGAUAUCCUAACAGUGAACGAUUAAAUAUGCUCUUGGAGAUCGUAGCAGAGAAAUUUGAUGUAAUAAUAAGUUCAUUCACUCAUUUGGACAAAGAGUUCUCUUAUAUGAUUCAGAUGACGAAAUCACACAAAUUUCUGGAACAUAUCGAAGGCGUGGCUCUAAGAAAUGGUGUUGGUCUGAAGGCAAAGCUCUCAUGGACCACUUUACACUCCCUUCUUCACUCUGAAAGAAUGGCUUGCCGUCAAAAUGGUUAUAUAUGGUUAGGUGAUCUGCUUAUUGCUGAAAUUAGUGGGGGAAGGGGUGGAAGUAUAUGGUCAAAUAUCAAACACUUCCUGCAGAAAAUUGCUGAUCCUGGAAUUCAGGAUUCUUCAGAUGCACCAGAUGUACCUUUGCCUAUAUCACUUAUGUGUGGACUUUUAAAGUCAAAACACAACUUUAUUCGAUGGGGGUUCCUGUUUGUUCUUGAAAGGCUUCUUAUGAGAUGCAAAUUUUUGUUAGAUGAGUAUGAAAUGCAGCAUGUUAGCAGCACUGAUGGGCCUGAGCAGAAAGAUUGGCAUCUAGAGAAAGCCAAUGCUGUGAUAGACAUAAUGAGCAAGGCUUUGGGGCUGGUGUUUCAGAUAAAUGAGACUGACCGUAUCAAUAUUCUAAAAAUGUGCGAUAUUCUAUUCUCACAAUUGUGCCUUAGAGUUCCGCCUGCAGCAGCACUGUCCUUUGGAGAUGAUAUGCAAAUUGACAGAAGUUUAAAAUGCCUGAGUCAAAAUAAGAAGUUGGAUGGUGAUAAUCGACUCCUCAGACAAGAUACUUUUCAAUGGGAUGAACUUAACAAGGAAGAAGUUGACCCAAGAUCCAGCUACUCUAAUAGCUUCUAUCUGGAUCACGAAACUGCAUCGAUGGCAGCACUUCUUCUAAAAGGGCGAGCCAUUGUCCCAAUGCAAUUGAUUGCCCGUGUUCCUGCUGCCUUGCUAUACUGGCCAUUAAUCCAACUGGCUGGAGCAGCAACUGACAAUAUUGCAUUGGGUGUUGCUGUCGGAAGUAAAGGAAGGGGAAACCUUCCUGGUGCUACAUCAGAUAUUCGAGCCACCCUUCUCCUACUUCUUAUUGGUAAAUGCACUGCAGAUCCUCCUGCUUUCCAGGAAGUUGGUCACGAACAAUUUUUUAGGGAACUCUUGGAUGACACAGAUUCCAGGGUAGCAUAUUACACUUCUGCUUUUCUUCUGAAGCGAAUGAUGACUGAGAAACCUGAAAAAUAUCAACAUAUGCUUCAGAAUCUUGUUGUCAGAGCACAGCAGAGCAACAAUGAAAAAUUGUUGGAGAAUCCAUACCUUCAAAUGCGUGGAAUAAUUCAAUUGGCAAAUGACCUUGGAAUUGACUUGUGAUCUUGCUCGACCUGGCUUUCUGGGGGGUAAUAUUUAUUGAUUUGGAGUGGUGCAGAAGUUUGAGCAUUAAUGGGAGUUGAAGCUCUGGAUCUUUCAUCAUCUAUCAUUCAAUUGAUGUGAUUGACACACCUAUAUCCAGAUACAAAAAUAUUAAUGUUUUUCAAGCUUGUCCAGAAGGGUAUUCUUGUGAUUGUAAAAACAGGCCAGUGGGGUAAAGUGUGCUCAUAUGUUGGAUUGUUCUGAGAAAUAUUUGACAAUUAGGAAAAUAAACAAGUACGUGCUGAAAGACCUCAAUGCCUAUCGGUCUCCUGUCAAAUUACACGUUUGGUGAGCCAUGUUAGAUUUUGCCAUGAUCUCCUGUCUUCAGCUUGUGUUGGAACCAUUGAGGGGCCUGUUCAUUUGGGAAAACCCCUGUAAGUUUGGUAAUGGACUGAAAGUCAGGGAUUGGUAGCAUUUUAAGUGAAAAUUCUUUGUCAAGGGAUAGGUUUGGAGAUCCUUCAUUGUGGAUGCGGCUGCUGAAUGUUGCUGAUCUAAGCCUUGACGUAUUCUCAGAUGGUGCGAGCAGGCAUGCACUGCAUUCUGGUGAGACUCUGCAUAACUUCACGAAGGUUGUUUCUUUUGUACAGGCUUGGAUUUUCAUGGAGCCUCCAUC
This is a messenger RNA of Neltuma alba, 2650 nucleotides long. RefSeq lists its product as uncharacterized. Lineage: Eukaryota; Viridiplantae; Streptophyta; Magnoliopsida; Fabales; Fabaceae. The transcript has 9 exons. The record is from RefSeq and is a predicted model, not a curated record. The coding region runs from base 1 to 1998 and encodes 665 amino acids.